This is a messenger RNA of Galeopterus variegatus (Sunda flying lemur), 2110 nucleotides long. RefSeq names its product Pim-2 proto-oncogene, serine/threonine kinase (gene PIM2). Gene Ontology annotation, biological process: negative regulation of apoptotic process; regulation of mitotic cell cycle; protein autophosphorylation. Gene Ontology annotation, cellular component: cytoplasm. Gene Ontology annotation, molecular function: ATP binding; protein serine/threonine kinase activity. Bases 168 to 1103 code for a protein of 311 amino acids. Lineage: Eukaryota; Metazoa; Chordata; Mammalia; Dermoptera; Cynocephalidae. The transcript is spliced from 6 exons. The record is from RefSeq and is a predicted model, not a curated record.
UUAACACUCCUCUGUCUGCGGGUGCUUCCGGGCAACCAGUUACUCUGCCUUUCACCCUGGCGCCCCCCAGCCCUGGCUCUCCGGCCGCGCUGCCCCGGGCAUCUAAGCCCUGCGGGCUCAGCGGACUCAGCGGAUUCAGCGGGCUCAAUCUGCGCAGCACCUCCUCCAUGUUGACCAAGCCUCUUCAGGGGCUCCCAGCGCCCCCGGUCACCCCCACGCCGCCCCCAGGAGGCAAGGAUCGAGAAGCAUUCGAGGCCGAGUACCAACUCGGCCCCCUCCUGGGUAAGGGGGGCUUUGGUACUGUCUUCGCGGGACACCGCGUCACAGACCGACUCCAGGUGGCCAUCAAAGUGGUCCCCCGGAAUCGUGUGCUGGGCUGGUCUCCCUUGUCAGAUUCAGUCAUGUGCCCACUCGAAGUGGCACUGCUAUGGAAGGUGGGUGCCGGUGGUGGGCACCGUGGUGUAAUCCGCCUGCUUGACUGGUUUGAGACACCAGAGGGCUUCAUGCUGGUUCUUGAGAGGCCUUUGCCUGCCCAGGAUCUCUUUGACUACAUCACAGAGAAGGGCCCGCUGGGUGAAGACCAAAGCCGCUGCUUAUUUGCCCAGGUGGUGGCAGCUGUCCAGCACUGCCAUGCCCGUGGAGUUGUCCAUCGUGACAUCAAGGAUGAGAACAUCCUGAUAGACCUCUGCCGGGGCUGUGCCAAACUCAUUGAUUUUGGUUCAGGUGCCCUGCUUCAUGAUGAACCUUACACUGACUUUGAUGGGACAAGGGUGUACAGCCCCCCGGAGUGGAUCUCUCAGCACCAGUACCAUGCUCUCCCAGCCACUGUCUGGUCACUGGGUAUCCUCCUCUAUGACAUGGUGUGUGGGGACAUUCCCUUCGAGAGGGACCAGGAGAUUCUGGAGGCUGAGCUCCACUUUCCUGCCCAUGUCUCCCCAGACUGCUGUGCCCUAAUCCGCCGGUGCCUGGCCUCCAAACCCUCUUCCCGACCCUCACUGGAGGAGAUCCUGCUGGACCCCUGGAUGCAAACACCAGCCAAGGAUGAGCCCCCCAACCCCCCCAAAGGAGGCCCCACCCCGUUGGCCUGGUCCCUGCUCCCCUAGGCCUGGCCAGGCCCCCACUGGUCAGAAUAGCCAUCCCAUGGCCAUGCCACAAGGUUAGAUGGACGUCUGUUGACCUGGUUUUACAGGUUAUUAAAAAUCCAGUAUUACUAAGGUCAGGGAUUAGGGAUGAGGGGUCAGAAGACAUAAGCCAAGUCUGCCCAGUCCCCGUCCCAAUCUUGUGAAGGAGCCUUCCUCCUAGAACCUGUGGUCCCUUAUUCUGGAGGGGGGACUUCCUUGUUUCUCAUUUUGUUAAUGGUGUUUGUUUGGUUAAAGUUACUUAGAUUUUGAGCCCCAGGACCUUUAUUCUGAUCACUUGUAACCCCUACACUGGCACCUCCUACUACCACCACACACACUUACACUGGCACCUCCUACUACCACCACACACACUUACACUGGCACCUCCUACUACCACCACACACACUUAGUUUAAAUGCUCUUACUUGGGCAAGGGUGCUUUUCUUCCAGUACCCCAGCAGCUCUUAUGUUAGCGAAGGGACGCUUUCCCCUAGCCUAGGGUCCCAUAUUCGGUUAAGCUGCUUGCCUACCUCAGCCCAGGAUUGCUUAUUCUGAGGAGGUAGUGCCCUAUUGUUAUCCCAGGGCUCUUUUUUUUUUUUUUUUUUUGGUGAGGGGACCCUACUCUGUAAUCCCAAGUGCUCUUAUUCUGGUGAGAAGAACCUUAUUUCCAUGAUUUGGGAAGGAAUGGAAGAUGGACACCACCGGCCACCACCAGAGACUUAGGAUGGGAUGGAUGGUUUUUGGGGGAAUGGGCUGGGGGAAAUAAGUUUUGCUGUUUGUUCUCCUGGGGCCCCCCCCUCUCCAACUUUUGCAGAUUCUUGCUGCCUCCUCCUGAGCCAAAAUUGUCCAAUUGCUAAAAUGUAAUUAGAUAUGUAUUGGGAGGAAGGGAAUGCCAAGUGUGCCCUCCUUUCCUUUCUCCACCCGCUUGGAUUAUUUAAAAAGCCAUGUGUGGAAACCUACCAUUUAAUAAAAGUAAUAGAAUCAGAAGC